This is a messenger RNA of Zootoca vivipara (common lizard), 10114 nucleotides long. RefSeq names its product WASP homolog associated with actin, golgi membranes and microtubules (gene WHAMM). The record is from RefSeq and is a predicted model, not a curated record. Lineage: Eukaryota; Metazoa; Chordata; Lepidosauria; Squamata; Lacertidae. Gene Ontology annotation, molecular function: Arp2/3 complex binding; actin binding. Gene Ontology annotation, biological process: Arp2/3 complex-mediated actin nucleation; endoplasmic reticulum to Golgi vesicle-mediated transport. Gene Ontology annotation, cellular component: cytoplasm; endoplasmic reticulum-Golgi intermediate compartment membrane.
GGGACGCAGCACGCGACGUCACAGAAAGAGCCACAACAACCCCUCCCGGGCCGCUUUGCUACUUUCACUAAAAGGAGGGGAGGGGGGAAAAAAGUUUAUCGGGGUUCUAGAACGUUGGCGGAAAAAGAAAGCCUUUGAAGUUCAAAGGGGCGCCGCCGCUGGAAAGGAAGCCGCUGCGAGGCUGCCGGCGCCCGGCUUCAUCUCUGCCCCCAUGGACGAAGAAGAGCAGCAGCCGCAGCCGGACAGCCUCGACGGCUGGGUGGCCAUCAAGGAGGACGCCUUCGGGCAGCCCGAGCCGCCGCACAAGCUGCGCUUCCUGGUGGCCUGGAACGGCAUCGAGAGCAAGUUCGCGGUGACCUGCCACAACCGGACCUUGCAGGAGCAGGCGGCCGAGGCCGGAGGCGGCGUUGGCCCGCAGCAGAUGAGCUGGGCCGGCCUGUUCUCCCCGCAGGCCCUGCAGGGCGUCCACCGUCAACUGUCGGCCUUGGCCCCCCAGCUGGAGCCGUGCCUGCCCGCGCUGCCCGCGGCGCUGUCCGGCCAGAGCGGCCUGUGGGCGCUGCUCUUCCCCGGCUGCCCGGUGCUGGCGGAGGCCGAGCUGGAGGCGCUGUGCCGCCGCCUGGAGAAGUACCUGGGCUGGGCUUUGGAGGCGUGCGGCCGCAAGGCGAUGCUCGACUCGCUUUUCGCUCACGACCAGGACGAGGAGGACGAGUACUUCGAGAACUUGCAGGAGUUCCGCAGGAAAGCGCUCAAGGGGCGGCUCAGCGGGGCCAAGGAGGCCUUGCGGAGGGUUCUCUACCAGCACAAAGAUGCUGACAAGUUGGUCGCUUUGAUGGAGCUCUACAAGGAGGAAGAUGAUGCUUAUUGGGAGCUGGUUACCGUGGCGACUGAAUUCUAUCAAUAUUUGCUGCAGCCAUUUAGGGAUAUGCGUGAGCUGGCAACUUUAUACCGACUGGAGAUCCUGAAAUCCUUGCAAGCUGACAGGCUGGGUCCUAAAAGGAUUGAGGCCUUGCAGAAGGAGGCGGAGGAGUGGACACAUCAGGCUGAAGAAGCUGUCUGCUCCAUCCAAGACAUCACAGUUGGUUACUUCAAGGAGACGGUGAUGGCGCUGGCAGCGAUGCAGAAGCAAAUGGAACAGGACCGGAAGCGCUUUGGCCAAGCUGCCUGGGCCACGGCUUCCCCCAGGUUAGAAAACUUGAAGUACCUGUUGGCGAAGGAGACUCUCCAGCACAUGAGGGCCAAAGAGCUGUGCCUGAACCACAAGAGAGCGGACAUCCGGAAGCAGAUGGAGGCCCUCCACGAGCAAGAAAAUGACAUGGCUCGAGUCGAGGAGCUGGAAAUAGAAUAUUAUGAAACUCAGCUGGAGCUGUACGAGGUGCAGUUCGAGAUCCUGAAGAAUGAAGAAAUGCUGCUUAUUACACAGUUGGAGACUUUAAGGAGGCGGAUGAAAGAGAUCCAGGAUGAAGUAGUUUAUUAUGACACAUGCGAAAACCCUGAUGAGCUCGAAGCCACUGAGCAAGUCCUGGAAGAAACCCAUGUGCCUUCCUCUGAAAUAGCUCAACUGAGGCAGAAGACCCAGCAGUUGGAGACAAAGCGUGGGAUUAUCUGCUCAAGGAGAGCCUACCUCAGAAACAAAAAGGAUCAAUGUGAAGAGAGCCGACACGCCCGGCUCCAGCAGGCUCAAGAGAGCUCACGGCAUUUCCAGCAACAUCAUAGCAUCCAGAUUAAAAGAGACAAAAGGAAAGAGGACGAGAAGAAGAAGAAAGCGUGGAUAAAGCAGGAGCGAGAGAAAACCCUGGAGAGGCUCAAGACAUUCAAAGAGAAAUGCCCGGCGCAGUUUGUGCUGAAGACUUCCCGGUUGCAGCCUUUGAACGCCAAGCAGCCCCAGGGCGCCUCCCACCGGACUCCGCCCGGUGCCCCUCAGCCACCCUCGGCGAGCAAGACGCCCUCUGCCAAGACCUCCCGGCCGGCACCAGCCAAAGGCUUCAAAGCGCCACGGCAGAAGCCCUCAAAGGAUAUCCCCGUCCAGAUUUUUGCCCCUCCGCCACCCGGCCCUGAGCAGCAAGGGAAGAGCAAUGGGGGGCCGCCACUGUUGCCUCCCCCGCCGCCUCCCCCGCCCCCACCCCCGCUUCCCCCACCAUCAAACAACCAGCCUCUUUGCUUAAGGACAGGAGCGCAAAUCGGUGAGAAGCCUCUGCCCCUCUUGUGCAAAGACCCUCCCGGGAGAAGUGGCUCCCCAGGGAAAGCGGACGGGACCUCCAGGCGCACGGCAAACGAUUAUGCAGGAUCCAUGGACGAGGUUUUGGCAUCGCUGAAGCGUGGCGAAAUCCUUCUCCGCAAAGUGGAACCCCCCCGCCAGGCGCCAUCUUCCAUCUCCUCCCUCAACGACAGUAUCCUGGCGGCCAUACGGCAGGGAGUGAAGCUGAGGAAAGUGACGCAGGAGCCCAAGCUGGACACGGAGAAAGGGCACUCCAGCAACGAACUGGAGCGGAGCAUAAAGGCGGCUAUGCAAAGGAUCAAGAAAGUGUCUGCCGAUUCGGAAGACGACGAAAACGACCACAAUAGCGGCGAAUGGAAUAGUUAACAGGAGCGGGCUUUCGAACUUCGUUCUGGGGUUCCUCAGAAAGUUACCAAGGGUUCCCCUUAGAGAAGGAGGCAACUACUGGCGAACAAGCUCUCAGUUCACGCAGCGCAGCAAUGAGGUCUACCUAAUCUGGGCUGGGUCCUACAUUAACGCCCUGGAACUUGUCCCAGAAUCCCUUGCAAGUCCACUGGAGUUCUGGGCCAGAUAAGUUCAUGUAGAAAUGUGUUAGUGCGUCCCACACCCCCUGGAUUUAGGAAGUUUGAAAAACCAUCAUGUUUGACUCUAUUCAGGUCAACCAGUUUACUGACCUGGGACGUUAUGCUUUUACUGAAUUUUGCACUUUUUGAAGGAAAUGUAUUGUCCUCUUUUUAGGAAACGGAGGGCUCUGUGUUUCUGGUGAUUUGCCUACCAAAAAAUAAUGCUUCAGAACUGUUUUUAAAGGACAGCUGCCCCCUUGCUUUUGUUCCAAAGUCAUUUUUGUUGUUGCUGUACUGAAAUCAGCAAAACUUUUAUCAAACCCAUUUCUGUAAGUUUGCCAGAAAUCAUCCAGUUAGACAAUCCAAUUCUCAGAAUAAUAAUAAUAAUCAGGAUUGCAGCAGUGAAAUAGCCACACUGUGAGGAUUGGCAGCAUUUGUGAGGUGCCAAUAAGGGCUCCCAUUGAAAUUCUGAUAGUGUAGAAUAAUUAUUUUUGUGUGUGCGAAAAUCACAACGGUUUCUUUGACUUAAUACUCAAACCAAUAUUUUAUGUGGAUGUCACCAUUGUUUGCUAAAAAGGGUAUUUCAUGCAGUAUUUAGUAGAACCUAACUUGGGACAAAAUGCUGCUAAUGUUUGUGAAGUUUUAUGCAAAGGUUCCUUUUUAAUAGUGCCAUCACCAGUUAACUAGGAGAGAAGUACCCAUCAGUUUGCCACGUUUUAUUGGAACAGUGCAUGCUGCCUUAUACACUCCCGGGAUAGCUCAGUUGGUAGAGCAGGAGACUCUUUAAAUCACAGGGUUGUAGGCUCUAGCCCCACGUUGGGCAAAAGAUUCCUGCAUUGCAGGGGGUUGGACUAGAUGACCCUUGUGGUCCCAACUGUACAAUUCUAUGCUUCUAUACGGAAUCAAGCCAUUGGCCCCUCUAACUCCAUAUUGUCUACACUGACUGGUAGCAACGGCCUAGGAUUCCAGACAGGAGUAUUUCCCAUCUACCCUGGAGAUGUUGAGAACCCAACCUGCAUGCUAGGGCUGGGUAGAUAACAUUUCUGCUCCCCCAAUACUAUCAACUUUAAACCAGCACGGGUUGAUGGGUGGGUGGGGUUUCAGUUUAAGGGCAGCCUUCCAGGGCACUAUGGUGAGCCUAGGCCAGGCAUAGGCAAACUCGGCCCUCCAGAAGGUUUGGGACUACAACUCCCAACAGGACCAGUGGUCUAGCUAACAGUGGCCUAGCUCAGUGUUUCCCAACCUUGUGCCUCCAGCUGUUUUUGGACUACAAUUCCCAUCAUUCCUGACCACUGGUCUUGCUAGCUUGGGAUGAUGGGAGUUGUAGUCCAAAAACAGCUGGAGGCACAAGGUUGGGAAACACUGGCCUAGCUAACAGGACCAGUGGUCAGGGAUGAUGGGAGUUGUGGUCCCAAAACAUCUGGAGGGCCAAGUUUGCCUAUGCCUGGCCUAGGCUACUGCCUCCUCUGUUGUCAUGGCAACCUUGGGACAUAGGAGGCAAAGAUGCUGCGCCUGUGGAAGGAUAUAGAAUCUGGACCACAAUUUACUUGGGGUUGCUGUGGGCAGGCUCCCUCAGCCGGUUACCCACCUACCAAACACUGCCAUCACUUCAGGCACCUUGCACUAGGGGGAGUUAACCAUGCGUCAUUGAAGGUUCCUUACCCAUUUUUGCAUUUGGUUUUGGUUCCAGUGCUCCUCCUACAGGAGAGGACGAGGCUUUGCGCAGAAAACCAUGCAGAAAACCAGACACCCAUUGGUGUCAUGUGUUUCAUUGCACUUUUUUCAGUUACAAAUGCUAUUUCGGUUACCGUCAUAGUGUCAUACCAAGAUGGGUUAAGAUGACAAAUAACUUGCUCACGGCCAUUGUUUUCAGCGCUGGGCAGAGAUCUGAACUGGAGGCUUCCAAAUUAACUUCAGCUUAUAACGAAGUGGGCUUUGUAUAACUACAAAUAAAGCAUGUUGCCAUAUUUCAUACUUCUGUAACUAAGCAGCGUAAGAUCUCCAACUAAGUAUUCUGGCCAUAUCUAAGUGUGCCAAGCGAGGGAGAAAUCUGAUUGAUUUUGCUAUUGAAAAACCAACCAACCAACCACCCCCAAACACGCACACAUUCUUCAUUUUUCUGAAGCGUUCCAAACUCUCCACACCAAGGUUUUUCUCUUGUAUCUCGGCAGUUUCCCAUCUGCUUGCAAUUUUCAAUUUUAGUGGCCACCAGAAGGCUUAAAACAUAUCGGGUAGAAGUCCACGAAGCUUUACUCAAAGUAGACCCAAUGAAAUUAAGAGACCUGACUCAUUUCAGUGGGUCCCGGCAGAGUAAAACUUAGUUGAAUACCACCCCUGUUAUCUGCCCCAUUCUAAUCAACAGUGUUUUUUUUAAUGUAAUCUAACCCACUUGUUAAAAUAUGCCAAGAUUUAAGCUGUAUUUUGUUAAUAUCCUGGAUUGUUUUUAACCACUUUAUACCACUGUAUCUUAUAAUGUGUAAGACAUCAGCGUCUUUUCUUCUGCAUUUCCAUCAUCUUGUCACAGGUUAGGGAUAAAUGGGAGCCCUGCUCCAAAAACACACCUGGAGGUUCCCUAUUCUUGGCAAAGCUAGUGACAGAUGUGGGAUAGGGAACCUGCAGCUCUCCAGAUGUUCUUGGUCUAGAACUCCCAUUCCCCCCAGCUAGCAUGGUCAGUGGCCCAGGAACGAGCGGAGUUACAACAUCUGCAGGGCUAUCGCUCCCAUCCCUGACCCUUGGCCAUGCUAGUUGAGAUGGACAGGAUUUGCGAGUCCCCCAAACAGCUGUAGGGCCACAGGUUCCCUACCUCUACAGCAGGGGUCCCCAAACUAAGGCCCGGGGGCCGGAUGCGGCCCAAACGCCUUCUAAAUCCGGCCCACGGACGGUCCGGGAAUCAGCAUGUUUUUACAUGAGUAGAAUGUGUCCUUUUAUUUAAAAUGCAUCUCUGGGUUAUUUGUGGAAUUUGUUCAUAAUUUUUCCCCAAAAUACAGUCCGGCCCCCCACAAGGUCCGAAGGACAGUGGACCGGCCCCCUGCUGAAAAAGUUUGCUGACCCCUGCUCUACAGUAUGCAAUGCGUCCUUCUCAAGGAUCUUGAAUGGCCUCUUAAUGAGUGUGUGUGUGUGAUUAAGUAAUAUUGGCCAUUGAACCUGAAAGGGCGGGGGAUAUUCUUCCACUUCUUUUGAGAAGGCACGGUAAACAUUUCUCCCAUUCAAGAGCAUAGAGCUGAAUAACCUUCCUUUCGGAACUUAACAUGGUAUUUAGUUGAGCACUUUAUAUUUUAAAAAAAUCCCAUGUGGAUACAUCCCUAUUCAUUUGAUGUUUUGUCUUACAUUCUCCAUAAUAAAGUGUCCUUUUGGAGGAUGCUGGGAAAACCUUGGUCUCUGCCUUCUUUCUCUGCCAUCCUCAGUUGUGUCCUGGUUCAAGGCUGCUGCCAAGCAAGAGUUGGAGGGAGGAGGAAUCUGCCUUCUGCUUCUCAGCCAGAGACGACCAAACACCUUCCCAGAACAGAGACAAGAGCCGCUGGAGUUUGGCUGCCUAGGCUACAUUUGCAAUUUGAGGGGGGAAACGCAGCCAGUUGUUGACAAUGGACACAGCUGGGGGACAGCCUUGGCUUAGAGUUCAGCUUUGUCGCUUGCUUGUUAGCUUCACGGGCAAGAGUCAUGUAGGUUUUUGGCAUGUGCAAAAACCUCUCUGAAGCAUAAGGCUUUAUUUUAAACCUGUUUUUCAACAUCUGGUGUUAAGUCACGGAAAACAGAAAGCAACAAUUCCACCGAACUUGGGAUGGGAAGAACUAGCAAUUUAACUCCAGCGGAACAUUUCAAAAUAGUGUGAUCUUUGCUCACUGGGAGAGGAGAAAAGUGGACUCUGCAGUGAUAUAGUGUGAGGUUUCAGACUGGCUGCUAGCCCUGAACUUAAGGCACGUUAUAGCUAUACAGCUUUUGUCGGUCGGUGUGUUGUCUGUGUCGAGAAGGGAAGAAAGCUAAAAUGACUCACUUUUGUCUUCUUCCUAGAACAUCGCAGUAGAGCAGAGGCUCUGAGUUCCUCCCCACAUCUUGGGGGCUCGUCACGCGCAUCAAGAGGGAGCCGUGGUGCCCGCCAAGGUCCACUGCCACCACGGAGAGGCCCGGAGGUGUCCGUCGUCACUACAGGAAAUCCCGGCAAGGCCUGGCCCCUCAAGUUGGGGGGAGGAGGACUUGGCCUCAUCCCCACAUACAGUAGCAUUGGUGUCUAUGCAGAGGGAUGACGAACGUCAAAGCCCACAUCUCCCCAACCCUAAUAAUCUCAUUUCCCAAGAUACUAAGUUUUUUUUAAAUAAAUAAAUAAAUCAAAAGCCACUCCCUUAAUUUUGGGCGUCCCUGUUUGCUUCCAACCUCAGGACUUUGCAACUGCCUGAUGACAGAUACAUUCUUCCUUUCUGGAGACACAAAAGUUUCUUAGUUGUGAAGGGCUUGCCUGAAACCGUCUCUGCUUAUUCUACAGGUGAUGUUGAACCAACUAGGAACUUCCCAACUGAUGGCCAUUAACUGAAACAAGCUCGCUUAUCUCUAUAUGUGCAGGCUUCCUGUUCAAUUCCUUCACAGAACUGGUCCCUCCUUUGAAGUGAAUGGGGAAAGUCUUGUGAAGAAGAACUCUGAGCAUGUAUAGCAGGGGCGGGGAAGCUCAGACCCAGGGGCAGAAGGUGGCCCUCUAUCACUUACCUGGCUCUCAAUAAUCUACCCUCGGUGACCCCUGCUCCUUCAGCUUUUGCCUGUCUCUAAUGCAGGCAUCCCCAAACUUCGGCCCUCCAGAUGUUUUGGACUACAAUUCCCAUCGUCCCUGACCACUGGUCCUGUUAGCUAGGGAUUAUGGGAGUUGUAGGUCAAAACAUCUGGAGGGCCGCAGUUUGGGGAUGCCUGCUCUAAUGUGUCCCUGAGUCAGGGCAUUUUUUCAGCCAGAACUCACCAAAACGCCUUUCCGGCACCCAUCAGGUGGGCGCCAUUGCCAUUACAGUCGUACCUCGGGUUACAGACGCUUCAGGUUACAGACUCCGCUAACCCAGAAAUAGUACCUCGGGUUAAGAACUUUACCUCAGGACGAGAACAGAAAUCACACGGCGGCUGUGGGAGGCCCCAUUAGCUAAAGUGGUACCUCAGGUUAAGAAGAGUUUCAGGUUAAGAACGGACCUCCGGAACGGAUUAAGUUCUUAACCCGAGGUUCCACUGUAUAAGAGAACAAGAGAGGCAUUUAAAGUUAUGGCACUUCUUUUUCUAGAAAAACAGCACUGCCCUGAGUGUAUGUUGAAACUAGCCUCCUUUAUAAAGGUAACAUUCACAUUUGUUUCUCUGCCCCUGCCCACCAUUCACUGGUGGCCCCCAGAAGGGAAUGUGGCCUUGAGGCUGUGGGGGGGGGGGAAUCCCCACUUCUGAUCUCGAUCCUUGUACCUACAAAUUUGUGCCUACCGCCUUCCAUGAUUUCUCCUUUCCUCUGGUAAGAGUUUGCGAACAAAAGCAAAUGAAAUAAACCCAAGACAGAGUGCCUAAUAUAAUUUCCUAGAAGAACAGCAGCAAAGAUUAAUAAUGCUGAAUUUAUAGAAGCUGAGAGAUUAAAAUAGAACCAGGCAGCAUAUUAAAAUUCGCUGCUAGAAAAGGAGUUGGUAAUAAUGGCACCUCUGGCUUAGGAAUGUAGAAACACUGGCGGGGGGGGGAGUGCACCGCCCCAGCACCAUUGGGGAGGGGGGUACCAUCGCGGCCACCUCCCCCUGGACACGCACAGCGCACCCCCUCAUACCGGGCGGCAUGUCCCCGGGAUGCCUGCCACGCCCGUGGGGUGGGCGCCACGCCCCCACGGGACGUGUGCCAGCCAAGCCCCCGCCUGCUCUCCGCCCCCCGUGUCGGAGCAUGCAGCUUUGCCAUUGCAUAGAGAGCGACAUUAUAUACACUCAGUCUGAGUGUAUACCUGGCCCAUCUAGCUCAGUAUCGUCAACACUGACUGGCAGCAGCUCUUCAGAGUUUUGGACAAGAGUCUCCUAGCCCUACCCGGAUUGAACCUGAAACGUUACACAUGCAAAACACUGAACUAUGGGCUCUUUUCCAUAGGAAGUACACUUUUUAUUUGGCUUUUUCCCUCUUUAGAUCUCCAGUGAACGAGCAACAGCACCCAUCAUAAUAAUAUAUUGCUAAAAAGUAGGGGAGGGGAAAGGAUCAUAUCGUUUUACAGAAAUGCAUAAUUGAGAUGGAGCACACAGGGUGAGCGGAUGUAUUUCCUAGCCCUGGAAACCCCCAGUGCAAGUAUGGAAUUAAUAGCAGAUGAGAUAACCAACAGAGCAAAGAUGUAAAAAGGGGAAAUUACUUGGGAGUUGUGGAUGAACAGGUGCUUAUUUUGUUCCUCACCAUUAGAGAAAGUGCAGCACGUUCCAUCUCUCAGUCUCACUAGUUCCCUGUGCAAACAUCUAUCGCAGACAAGCUGAAAGUUAUAAUUAGAUAAAUGGUCGUGAUACACACGCCGAGUCCCAGAUCAAUGCUAUUUAAGGACACACACAGAGAGGUUGGUGUGCCAGCCUGAGAUCACCCCUGCCUUUGCUUUAUUUUGUGCUUUUUCUGCCUUGCUUUUCCCAUCCCUGGAAUUGGGCUCCCAAAGCAGCUUACAGAGAAGAUUUCAACCAAGUACAAUUCAAGCGGCAAUAAGAAUAACGAAAAUUAAAAAGUUGAAAGGGAAGAGUUGAAAUUAAAAAGUAAAACAGGAAAAGUAGAUGAAACCGCAAGCAAAACAUUGCAGCCGUGCUGUAUCUCAAAUAAAACCCUACAGCAGAGAAGUUCACUCCAAUUUAGGCAAUUCCUUCCAUUGCAUACAUGGAGCUCUGUGGGUUGUAAAGACACUAAAGUGAAGAAUCUUUGCACAUGCAAUGGAACACGCUUUCAAAAAAGUCUAGGUUCAAAUUCUUCCCUGAGGUAUAGACUCUAGAGCCUUUCACGAUAGAUGCAACUGAUCAGAUUUACUCCAGAUUUACACUGGCAUUUCCCAUAUGAAAAAUAAAAAAAUUCCUUCAGUAGCACCUUAAAGACCAACUAAGUUUAUAUUUUGGUAUGAGCUUUCGUGUGCAUGCACACUUCUUCAGAUACCAUAUGAAGAUUCCCAUAUGAAGUUUGGGUUAAGAUUUGCUUAUUUGCCCAGGCAUUUAAUUUUUUCCUAAGUUAAUUUCUGCUGUGUUGUUUUUAUAGUUGCUUUGGUUCAUUUGAUGAUAUGUUGUUGUUUAUAUGAUCAUUUGAUUGGUUGUUUUUAUGUGUUGUAUCUGAAUUGAUGGAAGGUGGACUAUAAAAGCUUUAAUUUGAUAAUAAAUAAAGCAAGAGGAACAAAUGUGUA